UGAUAAUACAAAGUUUUGACUCUACCAAAUUAUAAAAAUCAUAAAAGACGAGGAGCUCCAAUCACGUUCAAGUAAUAGUAUAGAUAUAUGGAAAGGAAAUAAUUAAAAGACCCUAAUUAAAAUUUAGUUCAAGACCUACUUUAAAGCCUUUUACAAAAAAAGAAAAGAAUUCUCUAAGUCGAAAUCGUUAUCGUAGUACGUUCAUGUCUUUUCUCCGGCCACCGAAACGAUGCCAUCUGUUUAGUGCGCCUUUAUAAUUCAACGACCCUUUGUACUUUUCCGAUUCCUCUUUCUCUAUAACUUCAUCUCUCCCAUUCUCUUCACUCUUCUCAAAAAUUCGAUCUUUAGGGUUUUUCUUUUAUCCUCUUAUCGCUAAUCUGGAGCUCUAUAGAGACUAUAAAGGGUUUUUGAUUGAUUCGGGAGCUCGAGAUUUGACUUCUUUUAGCUGAUUCGGCAAGUUUGUAUCUAGAAAGGAUCGAUUGGUGAGGUCAAUAGUGGUUGGUGGGUUUUAGUAAUGGAAGACGGUGAGCUUGAUUUCUCCAAUCAGGAAGUGUUUUCGAGUUCGGAGAUGGGUGAAUUACCACCUAGCAAUUGUUCGAUGGAUAGUUUCUUUGAUGGGCUUUUAAUGGAUACUAAUGCUGCUUGUACCCACACUCACACCUGUAACCCCACUGGACCAGAGAACACUCAUACUCACACGUGCUUCCAUGUCCACACCAAGAUUCUCCCGGAUGAGAGCGAUGAAAAAGUUUCUACUGAUGAUACAGCUGAGUCUUGUGGGAAGAAGGGUGAAAAGAGACCUUUGGGAAACCGGGAAGCGGUUAGAAAGUAUAGAGAGAAGAAGAAGGCUAAAGCUGCUUCUUUGGAGGAUGAGGUUGCAAGGCUUAGGGCGGUGAAUCAGCAGCUGGUGAAGAGGUUGCAAAAUCAGGCUACCUUGGAAGCUGAGGUUUCGAGGCUUAAGUGUUUGCUUGUGGAUUUGAGAGGAAGAAUAGAUGGAGAGAUUGGAUCUUUUCCUUAUCAGAAACCUAUGGCUGCAAAUAUUCCUUCUUUCUCGCACAUGAUGAAUCCUUGUAAUGUACAAUGUGAUGAUGAAGUUUAUUGCCCUCAGAAUGUGUUUGGAGUGAAUAGCCAAGAAGGUGCCUCGAUCAAUGACCAAGGGUUAAGUGGUUGUGAUUUUGAUCAGCUACAAUGCAUGGCUAAUCAGAACUUAAAUGGAAAUGGAAACGGAUCAUUCAGCAACGUCAAUACAUCUGUCUCGAAUAAGAGAAAAGGUGGGCAUCGUGCAUCAAGAGCAGUUUGAAGCAUCAUCAAGCUUGUACUAUCUAUUUCCACCAGCAUAGAUAUUGUAUUCCAAAUAAGUUGUAGAGUUCAGCUGCAGGAUCAGCUUCGCUCAGGUUCCUUUGUAUCCUCAUUUUUGUUUUUUGUUUUCUGACUCUCUUUCCCUUCCAUUGUAUUUCCUUGUUGAGCUUGACAAACUAGAAGGAUGAUAUAUUGUUAAUACAACAAACUCAAAUGUUCUGUGUGUUCUUGCCAUUUGUUUUCAUACUUGAGCUGCUUCUUCUUAAGUUUAUGUCGAAGAAGUUGAUUGAAUAUUGUCUCUAUGCAUGACAAGUAGGAAUUGAUUUGACUACAAAAGUUAUUGAUAAGAUGCAUGAAAUUUUUGUACCUGCUGAAUUACAGCUUUGAGGGGUUGGUGGUGUGGUCUUUCUUUGUGGCACGAGUGAGAUCUCUGGACAGGUGAGUUUUAAAAGAUUCACUUCCUGAGAUCUCCUACCUUAUAUGCACUAAAAAAACAACUAUAUUUAAGGAUUCUUGAAUCUUGUUGAUUAGAACCCAGAUUUAGUAGUAGUAGAGGCAGGAUUUCGACUUCCACUAACCAUCAUGUUGCUUGGUGAAGAACAAGGUAUGCCCAUGAAGCACACUGUUUUGUACAUUGAGCUUGAGGGGCUGUCUCUGAUCUAGCCUUACUGUAACAUUGCAACGUUCUCACAAUUGUGAUCCCAAGUUGCUUUGUUGACUUAAAUGUGAUAAUAUAGCUUAACUUUUACUUGAACCAAUCUCAUGAUCAGGCUUUGCAAUAGGGUUUACUGAACUAUUAUUAAACUCAAGAAUCAUAACAGACGUCCUGGAAUAAACGAGCGUUUCAUACUUAGGGUAGCACAUACACCAAACUUGUUUAUUAUAUAUUGGCUCAAACACGUUAACAACAACAAUUGUAAGUCAUCAUCAUCCGCCAAAGACUUGAAUCAUUUCUGGUUUUCAUUGGAAUGUUGUGCAUUUUGGUUGCCUUCAUCAUCAUCAUCCUCAUCCUCGUCAUCUUCGCGGUAGAUGCUUUCCGCCAUUUGCCAGACUUGAAGACUGUUGUCUUCAGCUACA
Messenger RNA from Arabidopsis thaliana (thale cress), 2376 nucleotides. It is a transcript of the gene bZIP19, whose product is annotated as Basic-leucine zipper (bZIP) transcription factor family protein. Gene Ontology annotation, molecular function: DNA binding; DNA-binding transcription factor activity. Gene Ontology annotation, biological process: response to zinc ion; DNA-templated transcription; regulation of DNA-templated transcription. The transcript has 3 exons. The coding region runs from base 515 to 1300 and encodes 261 amino acids. Lineage: Eukaryota; Viridiplantae; Streptophyta; Magnoliopsida; Brassicales; Brassicaceae. Gene Ontology annotation, cellular component: nucleus. The record is from RefSeq and is marked reviewed.